This is a messenger RNA of Drosophila busckii, 2333 nucleotides long. RefSeq names its product cytochrome P450 302a1, mitochondrial (gene dib). NCBI's taxonomy places the organism in Eukaryota, Metazoa, Arthropoda, Insecta, Diptera, Drosophilidae. The transcript has 4 exons. Gene Ontology annotation, molecular function: iron ion binding; monooxygenase activity; heme binding. The record is from RefSeq and is a predicted model, not a curated record.
UGUUGUACAACCUUAACAAUUUACAAUAUUUAUGGCUAUGGGUUAUUCAUUCAGCUCGGCGCACAGCUGUUUGCUGCUCUCGCUUUCUCCCUGUCUCUCUUUCUCUAGAGCUCAAGUCAGACUGUUAACAGGUAAGCAAAUAAAUUUUCUUAAGCCACACAGGUAAACACGACUGCCGACACGAACGCCCAAAGCAGAGAGUCGUCUGCGUCGUCGACGAAGCAAUAAUUGAAACAAAAGUCGACGCAAUAAAAAUCAAUGAAAAACCAAGAGACCGCAGUACGUUUCCAGAAACUGUGGAAUGCUGACCAAGCUGCUUAAAAUUUGCUGCACAGCGCGGCAAUGCACAUUCGCCAAGCCAUUCGAGGCAAUGCCGGGCCCACGCGGUCCCUUUGGCUUGGGCAAUCUCCACAACUAUAUGCCGGGCAUCGGGGCUUACUCCUGGCUGCAGCUGCACAAGGCGGGCCAGCACAAGUACGAAAAGUAUGGCUCCAUAGUGCGUGAAACGAUGCUGCCGGGACAGGAUAUAGUGUGGCUAUACGAUCCGAAGGAUAUAGCAACGUUGUUGAACGAGCGCGACAGUCCACAGCGUCGCAGUCAUUUGGCAUUGGCGCGUUAUCGAGAGCAGCGUCCGCAGCUAUACAAAACGACAGGUCUGCUGCCCACCAAUGGACCGGACUGGUGGCGUCUGCGCUCGCAGCUGCAAAAGGAGUUGAGUGCACCGCGCAGCGUGCGCAAUUUUGUGCCAGAAGUGGAUGCAGUAACGCAGGAGUUUCUCAAGUUUCUGGAACAAUCUGGAGCAGGCACGGCCAUAGAUAUGCUGCCGAAGUUAACAAGACUGAAUCUGGAGCGUAAACACCAACACAUUGGCGCCAAUUCCUAAUAGCUGCAGUCACGCAGCUCACGGCUGAUGCAUGCAGCUGAGACGACCAACAGUUGCAUUCUGCCCACAGAUCAGGGCUUGCAGCUGUGGCGCUUUGUGGAGACGCCAAGCUAUCGCAAGCUGCGGCGGGCGCAGAGCUACAUGGAGAGCGUGGCCUUGGAGCUGCUGGAGCAGCGGCUGCCAGGACAAACCGAGCGUGCUUCAUUGAUUACAGCCUAUCUACAAAAUCCAGCGCUGGAUCAUAGCGAUGUGGUGGGCACAGCGGCGGAUUUGCUGCUGGCAGGCAUCGAUACCACUUCCUAUGCUUCGGCUUUUCUGCUUUACCACGUGGCGCGUCAUCCGCAGGUGCAGCAGCGUGUCUACGAGGAAGCGCUGAAGCUGCUGCCAGAUGCUCAGCAGCCGCUAAGCGCGGAGGCCAUGCGCACUGGCAUCACCUACACCAGAGCUGUGCUGAAGGAGUCGCUGCGUCUGAAUCCCAUUUCCAUAGGCUUUGGUCGCAUACUCAAUCAGGAUACAGUGCUCAGCGGCUACUUUGUGCCCAAAGGCACCACUGUGGUGACUCAAAAUAUGGUGGCCUGUCGUCAGGCGGCGCAUUUUCCGCAGCCGCUGCGCUUUCUGCCGGAGCGUUGGCUCACCCAGCGCUCUGCUCUCAAUCCUUAUCUGGUGCUGCCAUUUGGUCAUGGCAUGCGCGCCUGCAUAGCUCGUCGUCUGGCCGAACAAAAUAUGCACGUUUUGCUUUUGAGACUGCUGCGCAACUAUGAGCUCAUCUGGCGCGGCACGUCCGCCGAAUUGGACAUUAUAACGCUGUUGAUCAAUAAGCCGAACGCUCCAGUGCUCAUCGAGCUGCGUCUACGCAGCUCCACUUGAUUGAUUUGACGGGUUGAGAGUUACAUGUCUAGUUCAUUGUUUAAUUGCCUUAAGCACUUUAAAUUAAAGUUUUUUCCAUUUAUACAUUGUGGGUAUACUUAUGUUAGAAUUGUAAAUUAUAUUGCUAGUGUUAUUUUCAAUUAAAAAGGCUGCGUGUGUCAUAAUUUGUUUGGUCUAAAAAGUUAACUAAAUUCAAUUGUAAUACAAUAGCAAGGCAUAUGCUUGAAAUUCAUGUUUAGAUGCAGUGUGAAGUUGAGUGUAGGGUGCAUAUAAAAUUUGUAAAUGUUGUAGGGGUUUGCUUGCAGCAGGGUUGUCAGGGUUGUUUAAAAAUGUUUAUGUUACUUUAUGGCGAUUGUCGUUAUAUGAAUUUGUAUACAAUUUAAAUAUUUGCAGCCUCUUGCUAAACUAUGCUAUGGGAUUUUCCUUUUUGUGACUGCGACAACCCUGUUUAGCAGCAGUUGUUAAAUAGUUAAAUAUUAUAUUAAUUAUAAUUGGUGUAUAUGGCUUUCAAAAUGUUCUUUUUGUUAACUGUCUGGCAACGCUAUGCCUAGGUACAGUUACGCUAGCCUAAGCUCCAAUGCCG